Molecule: messenger RNA, 1130 nt
Organism: Ectocarpus sp. CCAP 1310/34
Lineage: Eukaryota; Phaeophyceae; Ectocarpales; Ectocarpaceae
Source: the annotation of a GenBank genome assembly
AUGAACANUAGUGGGUCGGGCCGUCGGGCCUCGAGCAUGAACAAAUGCGGCGAAACUAACCCUGAGCUCGUGUACAACAGUCCUGCGCCGCUGCCUGCGUGGCCGGAGCCCAAGCCUUCGUGGCACCCAGGUGAGAGCAGCAGUUGGAGGCUUGCUUGAUCGCAUGCGCUCGGUUGCUGUGAUUCUUGUCAUGGGUACACGACAACGUGAUCAUGCGCCCGUUUGUUGUUCGCGUUGGUGCUACUAUACUAUCGCAUGUGCUCCUCGUCUAUCCCACACUCUAGCCGCUCUCCCGCUGUUGUGGAGAGCUCGCUGCAGGUUUCAGAGUUCGAUGUCCAGAGAAGUUCGUAGCCUCCACAUUCAAGUUCGUCCCAACUGAAAGAACUUCCUGUACCCUUCCUUUUCUCCCACGCGCUUACUUCUAGCAGCGGCUCGGUGGCAGCAGAUCGGUGCGUAGGGUAUGAGAACAAAGGGUUGUAUCAACUAGACUAACUUGAUAGAGAACCCAUUUGCAUGUGCGUACGUGCGCACUCGUAAAUACCUCGCUCCUUGCACGCACGACGCUGUCUCGACACAACGACCCGCGAUUUAUUGCUUUGAGAUGAAGAAGGUUGUGUACAACACGCGUUUGAAAAAGCACAAGUCUCCGUCGAUUCCACUCAACAGACUCAAGUCCCCCAACGUAUCUCACGCGUCAGCUGUGGUUGAACCCCAGCUUUGGCGGGGAUUUCGCGGCCAGGAGCACCUCGCUUUUGUGUUGUGUUUCGCGGACGCCCCUAGGCGAUAGACUACACUUUUUUUCACUUUUUAUUACAAUCGGCAUCUAUGGCGGACCCUCCAACGAGUAUUCUCCGCCUUUCCUCUUGCGAUGCGUGCCUUCGCUCGACGAACAUUCGAACCCACUGCUAGCUGCGUAGGGGCAUCCAUGCAGGAAUUUAGAGCCAGCAAAAAUAUUCACUUGUCAAGCAGUACAUUCGGGCACAUGAUUGGACGUCAGCUGCUGAGCAAAUAAUGUUCCGCGUUGUUGAGAGGGAGUCGUGGAAAUGAUCCGCCAGUGCCUGCUCUCAGCUUUUCAAUCCGCUUGAAAGUGGUUUCCAGCAUGUAAUCCCUGUUCCUGUUUCCCCCUCCUC